Messenger RNA from Megalops cyprinoides (Indo-Pacific tarpon), 1649 nucleotides. RefSeq names its product uridine-cytidine kinase-like 1. The transcript has 15 exons. The coding region runs from base 4 to 1599 and encodes 531 amino acids. The record is from RefSeq and is a predicted model, not a curated record. Lineage: Eukaryota; Metazoa; Chordata; Actinopteri; Elopiformes; Megalopidae. Gene Ontology annotation, molecular function: ATP binding; kinase activity. Gene Ontology annotation, cellular component: cytoplasm.
AGCAUGGCCACUCUGUCAGCGUAUUCUGGUGCCAGGAUCUCUGGGCGAUGGGCUCUGAAUGCAGAUGGCAGUGGGAGUGAGGAGGCCUUGGACAGGCUCCUGGCUCCCGUUGGCACCCCCCGCAGGAAGAGCAGCAGCCUGGGAAAGCCAGAUCCUCCCCUCCUGCGGACCAGCAAGCGGACCAUCUACACCGCUGGUCGCCCGCCGUGGUACAAUGAACACGGCACACAGUCUAAAGACGCCUUCGUCAUUGGAUUGUGUGGGGGCAGCGCCUCAGGGAAGACCACAGUGGCCAAUAAGAUCAUUGAGGCACUGGAUGUCCCCUGGGUGGUUCUGCUCUCCAUGGAUUCCUUCUACAAGGUUCUUUCUCCAGAGGAGGAAGCUCUGGCUGCCAACAACGACUACAACUUCGAUCACCCCAGCGCCUUUGACUUUGACCUGCUGGUGCACACACUCCGCAAGCUGAAACAGGGCAAGAGCGUGAAGAUCCCUGUGUAUGACUUCACCACACAUGGACGGCAGAAAGACUGGAAAACAGUGUAUGGAGCCAGCGUUAUUAUUUUCGAAGGAAUCAUGGCUUUUGCAGAUAAAGAAUUACUGCAGCUGCUGGACAUGAAGAUCUUUGUGGACACGGACUCUGAUAUCCGGCUGGUGCGGCGCCUGCGCAGGGACAUCACGGAGCGCGGGCGGGACAUCGAGGGCGUCAUCAAGCAGUACAACAAGUUUGUAAAGCCCGCCUUCGAGCAAUACAUCGAGCCAACCAUGCGCCUGGCGGACAUCGUGGUGCCUCGCGGGGGUGGAAACAUGGUGGCCAUUGAUCUGAUCGUCCAGCAUGUCCACAGCCAAUUAGAGGAGCGGGAACUCAGCGUCAGGGCAGCCCUGGCAUCUGCCCAUCAGGCUCAGCCUCUCCCCGAGACUCUCAGCAUUCUUGAGAACACGCCCCAGGUCAGGGGCAUGCACACCUUCCUCAGGGAUAGGGAGACCAGUCGAGAUGAGUUUAUCUUCUACUCCAAGAGACUAAUGCGCCUGCUAAUUGAGCAUGCUCUGUCCUUCCUGCCGUCUCAGAGCCGCACGGUGCAGACACCACAAGGUCAAGAAUACGAGGGCCAGUCCUUUUGUGGGAGGGGGAUUACAGGUGUGUCCAUCCUCCGUGCGGGUGAGACCAUGGAGCCUGCCCUCAGGGCUGUGUGCAAAGAUGUCCGGAUAGGAAAAAUACUGAUCCAGACCAACCAGGACUCGGGUGAACCGGAGCUGCACUACCUACGCCUGCCCAAGGACAUCAGCGAGGACCAUGUCAUCCUCAUGGACUGCACUGUGUCCACUGGUGCCGCUGCCAUGAUGGCCAUCCGAGUCUUACUGGACCAUGAUGUUCAGGAGGACAAGAUCCUGCUGGUGUCUCUGCUGAUGGCUGAGAUGGGCGUGCACUCCGUCGCUUACGCCUUCCCUCAGGUCAAGAUCAUCACCACUGCUGUCGACAAGAACGUAGAUGACCUCUUCCACAUCAUCCCAGGGAUAGGGAACUUUGGGGAUCGAUACUUCGGGACAGAUGCUCCACCAGACUGGAGUGACGAAGAGGAGCUAGGCAGGGCCAGUUGCUGAUGGCAACAGGCUUGCUGAUAAGGAAGAGUCUCAGGGACACCUGCCACUAC